This is a messenger RNA of Cricetulus griseus (Chinese hamster), 524 nucleotides long. The record is from RefSeq and is a predicted model, not a curated record. Lineage: Eukaryota; Metazoa; Chordata; Mammalia; Rodentia; Cricetidae.
GGGGCAGGCCCGGUAGCCUCGGGCGGCCUGAGCUGCGGGGACGCGCCCGGAGCUCGCCCUGCCCCUGGGAGGUGCCUGGCGCGGCCCGCCCACCUGUUAGGCCUCGGCCCCGCCUGGUCGCUGAGACCGGCGUUUCGGGGACUGGGGCGGCAGAUGUGAUGGCACCAAGAAGAAAAGAGAAAUACAAGCUUCCUGUUCCACUCCCAGAAGGCAAAGUUCUGGAUGAUAUGGACGGAAACCAGUGGAUACUGGGCAAGAUGAUUGGCUCUGGAGGAUUUGGACUGAUAUACUUAGCUUUCUCCACAAAUAAACCAAACAAAGAUGCAAGACAUGUAAUAAAAGUGGAAUAUCAAGAGAAUGGCCCAUUAUUUUCAGAACUUAAAUUUUAUCAGAGAGCUGCAAAAAAAGAAUAUAUUAGAAAGUGGAUAGAAAAGAAAAAACUUGAUUACUUAGGAGUUCCUCUAUUUUACGGAUUUGGUCUGACUGACUUCAAAGGAAGAAGGUAAAAACAUAUAAUCAUAUCA